Messenger RNA from Gracilinanus agilis (Agile Gracile Mouse Opossum), 352 nucleotides. RefSeq names its product solute carrier family 35 member E2A-like. The annotation marks the transcript as partial. The record is from RefSeq and is a predicted model, not a curated record. NCBI's taxonomy places the organism in Eukaryota, Metazoa, Chordata, Mammalia, Didelphimorphia, Didelphidae. The transcript has a single exon.
AUGCCUUCCGUGACCAAAGCCCCCGCCGCCGCUGCGGCCGCCCCCUCCGAGGACAAGGCCAAGAGCAAGGGCCCCGCCCCCCAGGACAAGCCCGCCGCCAAGGCCCUGUUCGGCCUGGGCGCGCUGGCGGGGAGCCGCGGCGAGAAGAUCGUCAUUGCGCGCCGGGAUAGCGCGCCCAACGAGAGCGUCCUCAAGAUCACCAUCACCGAGACCACCGUGAUCGAGGCGGACUCCGGCAUCUGGAACGGGCGCGCGCUGCUCUACCUCACCCUGUGGUUCUUCUUCAGCUUCUGCACGCUCUUCCUCAACAAGUACAUCCUGUCCCUGCUCGAGGGGGAGCCCAGCAUGCUGG